AUGUUUAAGCUCAAUUCCAGGGUUUCAACUGGUGAGUUUGCAGCUGGCUGCGGGCACCGCGCAGCCUCAGCUGGUGUACCGGUGGGGCGCAGCAGAGGAAGUCACCGGCAGCCGGAAGACAAACCACCCACCGUCACCACCGAACGACCGAUUUCCUCAAGAUCCGAAGCAAUGGCACGCCCAGUCGUCAACGUCCGCUCAACAUCCGGUCAAUCCUCGAGCACCAUCCCCCUCCCCGCAGUCUUCACUGCCCCGAUCAGAAACGAUGUCGUCCAGGACAUCCACAAGAACUUAGCCAAGAACAAGCGUCAAGCAUACGCCGUUUCGUCCAAGGCCGGUGAACAAACCUCUGCCGAAUCGUGGGGAACUGGUCGUGCAGUUGCCCGUAUUCCUCGUGUCGGAGGUGGCGGUACUCACCGUUCUGGUCAAGCUGCUUUCGGUAACAUGUGUCGAGGUGGUCGCAUGUUCGCCCCAACAAAGAUCUGGAGAAAGUGGCACGUCAAGACCAACUUGAAGCAGCGCCGUUACGCUAUUGUUUCGGCGAUCGCCGCCACCGCAGUUCCUUCAUUGGUCCUUGCCCGCGGUCACCGAAUUGAGAAGAUCGCCGAGGUCCCUCUCGUCAUCGCUGACGAGGUCGAGUCGAUCUCCAAAACCAAGGAGGCCGUCGCCGUCUUGAAGUCGCUCAAUGCCCAUGCCGAUGUCAUGAAGGUCUCCAACUCUCGCAAGGCCCGUGCCGGUAAAGGAAAGAUGCGUGGCCGCCGCUACCGUCAGCGUCGUGGUCCCCUCGUCAUUUACAACGAGGACAAGGGUAUCGUCCGUGCUUUCCGAAACAUCCCCGGUGUCGAACUCGUCUGUGUCCACCGAAUGAACCUCCUUCAACUUGCCCCUGGAGGUCACAUUGGUCGAUUCUGCAUCUGGACUCAAGGUGCCUUUUCCCAGUUGGACGAGCUUUACGGCACUUACGACAAGCCCGCCACUUUGAAGAAAGACUUCUCGUUGCCCAUCUCCAAGGUCAGCAACGCCGAUAUCAGCCGAGUAAUCAACAGCGAUGAAAUCCAAUCGGUCCUCAGACCCGCCGGCCCUUCUCGAGUCAAACGACCAUUCACCCAGAAGAAGAACCCAUUGAAGAACCGAGCCCUCCUCUUCCGACUCAACCCAUACGCCAAGGUGCUGAUCCGAAACGAGACUCUCAAGCAGGCCAAGAACUUGAAGGUCAAGGCUGCCGCCGAAUCCAAGAAGGGCACCAAGAAGAUGGUCCCCGCAGGCGAGAAAUUCCUGUCCACCCUCCAAGCCCCUUGA
Puccinia triticina is the source of this 1299-nucleotide messenger RNA. RefSeq lists its product as uncharacterized. The coding region runs from base 1 to 1299 and encodes 432 amino acids. The record is from RefSeq and is a predicted model, not a curated record. Gene Ontology annotation, cellular component: cytosolic large ribosomal subunit; ribosome. The transcript is spliced from 6 exons. Gene Ontology annotation, molecular function: structural constituent of ribosome; RNA binding. Gene Ontology annotation, biological process: translation. NCBI's taxonomy places the organism in Eukaryota, Fungi, Basidiomycota, Pucciniomycetes, Pucciniales, Pucciniaceae.